UCAAAGUACCUAAAUGGAAAACCAUGACAUUAAAGAUGAAUUUUGGAAGAAAAGUUCAAAGCUGGUCCCAGGAAGACCAAGCCAAGUAAAAGUCAACUGUUUUGAAAAUUCAAGUCCAAGCACAUACCCUGAUGACUUGGAAGUUGGUGUGAGAUGUUCACAUAAAGUUGUGGCGAAUUAUUUAGAUUGCAGCAUGUCUGAAAUUAUUUCAGUAGGUCCUGUAGCAGGUAUCAAUAAAGCAAAGAUUAACUUAAGUCAAAAUUUGAGCAAAGACUUGUUGGAAUUCCAGAUAUCAACGAUGUACAACAGUUGUGUGAAGUGUUCAGAUAAGCCAGAUGAGAAAGAUUUUGCCAUAGUUCAUAGUCAUUUGAAAAACAUCAAUGAUGAUGUUAGAGUUGAGAACAAAUUGACUAAGUUUCAACGUCUACUGGAGUAUAAACCUUUGGUUCUAAAAGAUGUUCAACUCCUCAGUUGGACUGGCAUUCCAAGAGAAUACCGACCAAUCGUGUGGCGACUGCUUGCUGGAUAUCUCCCUACUAACAUAGAGCAAAGACCAGCUAUCAUGGAGCAAAAAAGAAUCACCUAUUUGAACUUGGUGAAGCAAUAUUUUGCUAAAGACACUAUUGAUUCUUACCAUACCAUUUAUAAACAGAUACAAGUUGAUAUACCUCGAAUGAGUCCAGCAACAGUUUUGUUCCAACAGCAGACAGUGCAAGAAAUGUUCCAGAGAAUAUUGUUUGUUUGGGCAGUCCGUCAUCCCGGAUCAGGCUAUGUGCAAGGCAUGAACGAUCUUGUGACUCCUUUUUUCAUUGUUUUCCUACAAGAGUUUCUACCAGCUGAAGUUGAUAUAGAUACUUUCAAAGUGAACACUCUUUCAAAAGAACAACAUGACAUUGUGGAGGCUGAUUCUUUUUGGUGCUUUUCCAAAUUCAUCGACGCAAUCCAAGACAAUUAUGUUUUCGCACAAGUAGGAAUUCAACGUAGAGUGAACCAGAUGAAGGAGCUUGUUCAGAGGGUUGAUGAAAAUCUUCACAAGCACUUGCUAAAUAACGGGGUAGAUUAUUUGCAGUUUUCUCUACGUUGGAUGAACAAUAUGCUGACUCGUGAGAUUCCGCUGCAUUGUUCCAUCAGGUUGUGGGACACAUAUCUUGCAGAGUCUGAUAGCUUUGCUUCCUUCCACUCGUAUGUUUGUGCUGCGUUCCUACUCCUCUGGAAGGAAGAACUCAUCCAUAAGCAAGAUUUUCAAGAGCUGAUGAUAAUGCUGCAAAAUCUACCGACUCAAAACUGGACAGACUUGAAUAUUGAAAUGCUUCUCGCCGAAGCUUACAAGCUCAAGUUCUUAUUCUCUGAUGCUCCUAAUCAUCUUCAAAGUAACGGAUAGAUAACACUUUGUAUGUUUUGUACGUACCUUCCCUCAUCCCGGCUCGGAAGGCUGGUCCAUCGUAGUCGACAUAAUCAACUUUCACCAGAGAAUGAAUGUCACACACGUAAUGGCGUGUGUUAAGAGUGAAAGUGUUAACCAACACAGAUUUUUCCAAUCUGGGAUCGAUCGGUUCACGUAAGGUUUCC
Molecule: messenger RNA, 1569 nt
Organism: Macrosteles quadrilineatus (aster leafhopper)
Lineage: Eukaryota; Metazoa; Arthropoda; Insecta; Hemiptera; Cicadellidae
Product: TBC1 domain family member 22B-like
Exons: 3
Coding region: 14-1381 (455 amino acids)
Biological process (GO): activation of GTPase activity
Molecular function (GO): GTPase activator activity
Source: RefSeq, a predicted model, not a curated record